UGCGCAGCCCGCGCCCGCCGCCGCCGCCGCCCCGCGCCCUCGCAGCGGCCUGGCGCCGACGGUUGUUAGCAACCGAAGACAUUGCAUUUUGAAAUAUGAUUAAUCUCCUGAUGCAGCAUCAGAGGCUAACAAGAUUAAUGGCCAGAUCUAGUGUUCACAUGGUCUUCUGAAGAAGCCAUGGGUAGCUGCUGUAGCUGUCCAGAUAAAGACACUGUCCCAGAUAACCAUCGGAACAAGUUUAAGGUCAUUAAUGUGGAUGAUGAUGGGAAUGAGCUAGGCUCUGGCAUCAUGGAGCUUACAGAUACGGAACUCAUUCUGUACACCCGAAAGCGUGACUCAGUGAAAUGGCACUACCUCUGCCUACGGCGAUAUGGCUAUGACUCCAAUCUCUUUUCUUUUGAAAGCGGUCGAAGGUGUCAGACUGGACAAGGAAUCUUUGCUUUUAAGUGUGCCCGUGCAGAGGAACUGUUUAACAUGUUGCAAGAGAUCAUGCAAAAUAACAGCAUAAGUGUCGUAGAGGAGCCGGUUGUGGAAAGGGACACCCACACAGAGCCGGAGGCCCCGAGGACACCACGGACACCCACAACUCCGGGAUUUGCUGCUCAGAACUUACCUAAUGGAUAUCCCCGCUACCCCUCAUUUGGAGACGCCUCAUCCCACCCCUCCAGCCGGCACCCUUCUGUGGGAAGUGCCCGCUUGCCCUCGGUCGGUGAAGAGUCUACACAUCCUUUGCUUGUGGCUGAAGAACAAGUACAUACUUAUGUUAACACUACAGGCGUGCAAGAAGAGCGAAAAAACCGUGCGAGUGUCCAUGUCCCCUCCCCAGAGGCUAGAGUGUGUAAUACUGAAAGCAACACACCGAAAGAAGAGCCAAGUAAUACUGAGGACAGGGACCCUCAGGUUCUUCUUAAACCGGAAGGGGUCAAGUUUGUGUUAGGACCAACUCCUGUUCAGAAGCAGUUAAUGGAGAAGGAGAGGCUAGAGCAACUUGGAAGAGACCAAGCUAGCGGAAGUGGUGCAAAUGGCACGGAAUGGGACACUGGCUACGACAGUGACGAGCGGAGAGACGCACCGUCCGUGAACAAACUGGUGUAUGAAAAUAUAAACGGGCUAUCUAUCCCUAGUGCCUCAGGGGUCAGGAGAGGUCGUCUGACAUCUACCAGUACCUCAGAUACUCAGAACAUCAACAACUCAGCUCAGAGGAGAACCGCAUUGUUAAACUAUGAGAAUUUACCAUCUUUGCCCCCUGUCUGGGAAGCCCGCAAGCUAAGUAGGGACGACGAUGACAGUCUAGGACCAAAGACCCCAUCUCUAAACGGCUACCAUAACAAUCUAGAUCCCAUGCAUAACUAUGUUAAUACAGAGAAUGUAACUGUGCCAGCGAGUGCUCACAAAAUAGACUACUCAAGGCGUCGGGAUUGCACCCCGACCGUCUUUAACUUCGACAUCAGGCGCCCCAGCUUAGAGCACAAGCAACUCAAUUAUAUACAGGUGGAUCUGGAAGGUGGCAGCGACUCGGACAGCCCUCAGACUCCAAAAACCCCUUCCACCCCCCUCGCACAGACCCCUACCAGGCGCACAGAGCUGUACGCUGUGAUAGACAUCGAGAGAACCGCUGCCAUGUCCAGCUUGCAGAAGGCGCUCCCACGCGACGACGGGACCGCGAGGAAGACGAGGCACAACAGUACGGACCUGCCCAUGUGAGCCGGGACGGCUCUGUGCCCUUCACACCUUCCUGAAGUUUCUGCAAAUGAAGAUCAGUGCUCCCUCUCGUUCCUACACUAACCCUUUUCGAGACUGGCACGUCUUUUUCCGAUUGUCUCCUGUGCAUCUUUAAAGGGAAUUAAUGUGGAGCAGGCACUCCCUAGAGAACACUAACUUGGUUGUGCUCGCCUUUGUGUUGUGCAGCAGCAUUCCCUUUUUUCAGUGCCUAUUUAAAGCGAGAGUUGAAGGGGGUGACAUGCCCGUCGCUUUUGAUCCCAUAUCCAGGACAUGUGCAUAGCGUCCGCGUCUAAGUUGUGUUGGCAUCUAACCCUUCCCUAAAGUCUCUUGAUAACGUGCAUUGCUAACAUAACUCUAGGCUUUGAAGGUUGGACUCGUGCAUUCAGUGCUCAUGGCGUAUGGUUUCCAGCAUGGAACACGAGGAAUCUUAUUUCAGUAAUUAAAGGCUUUUUGACUUGGGCCAAAAAAAAGAAAAUCAAAAGAAACCCCACCUCCUCUGGCAGCGGUCAGCCCCUCUGCCCUCAGUGUUUCUAGGAUGUGGAUUGGAAGGCAGACAGGACCAAGUUCUGUUUACUCAUCUCAUGGUGUCAUUAGAAGGGCAUGUCCAGGUUCCUGACUCAGCAUGACCAUGGGUUAGGAAUCAGUCUCAGGUCACUAACCCAAAAACAUUUCAAGAAUCUGCACCAUGAUCUCUUGGUGUUUCUUUUCAAUAGAUUAUUCACAGCACAUUGUUUUCUGGAGACAUUUGUGCCAUUAAAUUCCCAUUUAGCUUCAAUUUUUGUGUUUCUUUUCCCCUUUGGUGUUUGGGUUGUCUUUGUUUUUGUAUUGUGUUUCUUAAUUUACAGUACAAUGUUUCGGUUUGUAUAUCGUUUUUGGAAUGGGAUUCUAUGUUUAUUGUUACUUAGUUUGCAGUUUUGUCAAGUUAUGGUCUUGAAGGUCUUUUUGGAACUGACUGUUAUUUUCUAACAGGGUUGCCCUUGUCCAGUAUUUAUUUAUCUGCUGUUUACUUUUCAAGUUGAUGAAAAACAUUGUUUCGAUUUUAAAUUUCA
Molecule: messenger RNA, 2771 nt
Organism: Phodopus roborovskii (desert hamster)
Lineage: Eukaryota; Metazoa; Chordata; Mammalia; Rodentia; Cricetidae
Gene: Frs2
Product: fibroblast growth factor receptor substrate 2
Exons: 7
Coding region: 178-1704 (508 amino acids)
Biological process (GO): cell surface receptor protein tyrosine kinase signaling pathway
Cellular component (GO): cytoplasm; cell-cell junction
Source: RefSeq, a predicted model, not a curated record